CAGAAAACACCCAACAUCAGUGCCGGGUCUACCUACGGACAGCUCCCCGCGGAUUCUGGGAUAACUUUCAACGACCCCACAACAGGGCACGAGAUUAACAUGAAGAUCCAUCUCCUUGGUUACGGCUCCGCUGCCAUGGCCCUACUCCGAGAUAACACCUAUUUGUUGUCUGGACGUCUCAUCUGUCCCAACCUCAAAACACCACCACUUUUAUACUAUGACCAGGAUCUGACCUUCCCUAUGGGACCAACGGAAUCUUUGCCGAUAUCUCUAUCUAACAAAACUGCUGUAUGGGGAUAUGGCAUUGUUGUUAGCAAGCAUGAACGCACAGACUCCGCGCUGGGUCAAUCCAACUUUCAAAGUCUGUUUGUUGUGAUGAAACACACCGACUAUGACAACCAGUCUAAAACUCAGGUCUCCUUCAAUGUCUCAUACAAAAUCCCUGGAAACCGGAACCUGGCCAAAACCUUUGGCUUAUUCCAACUUGGUCGAGAGAUGUUACUCUCUGGAACUCUCACUGGAUAUGACAAGAGCCAGAAAAUGUUACAAGUCCAGGCUCUUUCUGUGUCUCUCUCAACUGGGCCCGAUGCGUUAACCACAUCCUCAGUUGCCUUGGAGACGUCGGUUCCACAACCUCGAAAACAAUACCAGAUCAACUUCGAUAGUGAUGAUGAAGCCGACACCGAAACUCCUAUAGUUAACAGCUCUACCUCUGACCUUAUUCCGGGUCCAAACCCUACCGAUACACCUGCCUCAAAUGCUGAUCCAACUACCUCUUUACCGGGCCCCAAGAGAAGAUACAAUAAGAAAACCAAAACAGAAUCGGUGACCGGCCCCACACCAGGAAGUAGUGCUAUUCCAUGACGAUUGGUUCACACCUUGUCUCUUCAUCUUUUGUCUUUGGAUCCUUUGUCAUCAGUUCCUUACCUUGUACAUGUAUAUCACCAGUUCCAAAUUUCUUGUAAAUUGUGAAGCCAAGGCUCUUCACACAAGACCUGCCGAUCUGAUGUACUGGACACCUGUUUAUUGCCAAAACAAUUUUUUUCCCAGAUUCAUUUCCUGUUUCUGUCUAUUCAGCAUAUGUAUCAUUUCUUUUGGUAGGAAAAAUUUUUCAUUCCUUGUAACCGGCUUCCUCUACAUAACAAGUUAUUGAAAAUUAUGAGUGUCCAAAAAACAAGUUUACAGAAA
Puccinia graminis f. sp. tritici CRL 75-36-700-3 is the source of this 1188-nucleotide messenger RNA. RefSeq lists its product as uncharacterized. The record is from RefSeq and is a predicted model, not a curated record. Bases 100 to 864 code for a protein of 254 amino acids. The transcript is spliced from 4 exons. NCBI's taxonomy places the organism in Eukaryota, Fungi, Basidiomycota, Pucciniomycetes, Pucciniales, Pucciniaceae.